AUGAUAGCCUGGAAGAGGAAGAAAAGAGUAUCCACGGGAAGUCGAAUUCAACUUAGCUUAUUUCAUAUCUAUGCCAAGAGCUGGCUAUGGUGUGCCUUGCACACCAAGAGGCCUCAAGUGGUCACCAAAUAUGGAACCCUGCAAGGAAAACAGAUGCAUGUGGGGAAGACACCCAUCCAAGUCUUUUUAGUAGUCCCCUUCUCCAGACCUCCUGUAGGUAUCCUCAGGUUUGCACCUCCAGAACCCCGGGAGCCCUGGAAAGGAAUCAGAGAUGCUACCACCUACCCGCCUGGGUGCCUGCAGGAGUCCUGGGGCCAGCUGGCCUCGAUGUACGUCAGCACGCGGGAACAGUACAAGUGGCUGCGCUUCAGCGAGGACUGUCUGUACCUGAACGUGGACGCGCCGGCGCGCGCGCCCGGGGAUCCCCAGCUGCCUGUGAUGGUCUGGUUCCCGGGAGGCGCCUUCAUCGUGGGCGCUGCUUCUUCGUACGAGGGCUCUGACUUGGCCGCCCGCGAGAAAGUGGUGCUGGUGUUUAUGCAGCACAGGCUCGGCAUCUUCGGCUUCCUGAGCACGGACGACAGCCACGCGCGCGGGAACUGGGGGCUACUGGACCAGAUGGCGGCUCUGCGCUGGGUGCAGGAGAACAUCGCAGCCUUCGGGGGAGACCCAGGAAAUGUGACCCUGUUCGGCCAGUCGGCGGGGGCCAUGAGCAUCUCAGGACUGAUGAUGUCACCCCUAGUCUCAGGUCUCUUCCAUCGGGCCAUUUCCCAGAGUGGCACCGCGUUAUUCAGACUUUUCAUCACUCGUAACCCACUGAAAGUGGCCAAGAAGGUUGCCCACCUGGCUGGAUGCAGCCACAACAGCACACAGAUCCUGGUAAACUGCCUGAGGGCACUAUCAGGGGCCAAGGUGAUGCGUGUGUCCAACAAGAUGAGAUUCCUCCAACUGAACUUCCAGACAGACCCUGAAGAGAUUAUCUCGUCCAUGAGCCCUGUGGUGGAUGGUGUGGUGAUCCCAGAUGACCCUUUGGUGCUCCUGACCCAGGGGCAGGUUUCAUCUGUGCCCUACCUUCUAGGUGUCAACAACCUGGAAUUCAAUUGGCUCUUGCCUUACGUAAGUGAGUAG
Messenger RNA from Gorilla gorilla gorilla (western lowland gorilla), 1125 nucleotides. RefSeq names its product carboxylesterase 4A-like. Lineage: Eukaryota; Metazoa; Chordata; Mammalia; Primates; Hominidae. The transcript is spliced from 9 exons. The record is from RefSeq and is a predicted model, not a curated record. Bases 1 to 1125 code for a protein of 374 amino acids.